Diorhabda sublineata is the source of this 8944-nucleotide messenger RNA. RefSeq lists its product as uncharacterized. The transcript has 11 exons. Gene Ontology annotation, molecular function: protein binding. Gene Ontology annotation, cellular component: cytoskeleton; cytoplasm. The record is from RefSeq and is a predicted model, not a curated record. Gene Ontology annotation, biological process: negative regulation of actin filament polymerization. NCBI's taxonomy places the organism in Eukaryota, Metazoa, Arthropoda, Insecta, Coleoptera, Chrysomelidae. The coding region runs from base 1052 to 3937 and encodes 961 amino acids.
UUCAACUAACACCGGCAUUUUUCACAAUGAUUUACUUGACACAAAGGUAGAAAUAGUAGGUAAUUAAUAAAGGAAAUUAAUAAGAAACUAUUUAAUGAAGAUUUGAGGUAUAUAUGCCCCAUAACCAUUAAACCAUUGUUCCGUACCUACAGAUUCAGGUGGUCAAGAAAACGUCAGCGACGAAUUUACAUGUCAUUAGUUGUGACUCUUCUCGAAAUGCUGUUAAAGGGAUUAUCUUGGCGACCAAAAUACAUCCGUCCGACAAGGUCUGAAAUCGAUUCCUAUGGUACUGUUACAUGUACCAACUUGUUAUAAGAUUGAACUUUAGAAAACUCAACAAGUCGAAGUUUGCACAAAACUCCAAAAAUGGAGGACCUGUUUUUCAUUCUUUCAAAAAAAACUAGGGAAAAGACCGUCCAUGAGAUCGAUAUCAGCGUUAUUAUCUGAUAUUCUAUGAGUGUCCUCUGAUAAUAUCUUUAGCGAAAUCAUGAAAACCUCACACAAUUGUAGGUUAUUUUACCAGGCAUUGCGACAAUAUUUGAUGAAUUUUGAAUUUGGGCAAUAACAACGCAUACACGAGAUGAUUCGCUGCGUGGAAAACAUUCUAUGAAAUUUCACACAGACCAACAGAUUUUCCAGUGAGAUAAGUCUACGUUGCCCAGCAAUCAAGCGUUGUUGUUAAUAUAAGUUUUAUAUAUUACAGAUAAAAAUAUGUGCCAAAACCUCCCCUUCACUGUAUAUUUAGAAGCUGUUACCAAUCGAUUUUUAAAGCAGCGAAAUUUUUUUUACCGAAAAAGCUAUCGCUUUCUGUCGUGAUGUUGCACCAUCUAAUCUAUGGUUAGAUUACCUAAAUCGAAAAAUGCCUGAGAGACUGAUUUCAUUGCGUGAUUGACACGUGAUUCAAAUUCUUCGAAAUCUCGGUUGUUAACUCAGCUGUAUGAGGAAAACGACGAAAUCUUUACUCGGUUUCUUUUGCACACUUAGGUUCGCCGGCUAUAAAGAGGCUCUUGCUUAAAUUGGAGUGAAAGAAUGUGUCUGCAAAUCCUUCUGAAUGCAGUUGAGUAUGUCAUAUCUAAAUUCGAAUUCAAAUAUUAAGGAAACUAGUGACAAUGGCUAUUCUUGGUAUGAGUGUAACUGCUGUCCCUAUGGCUACCAUAUCGACUUGGAUUUCGUUCGUUACUGUGAAUCCAUCAGUAAGGAAGCCGAUAAUCGAACCGGCUCCAUUAAAAGAAGAAAAGAUAGAAGAAAACAACGACAUUCUAUGGAAGUACUAUUGGGACUUACAGCCCCCUUAAUCACUUCAUCUGAACACACCUAUACAACAAUACAGGAGCAAAACUCUUUGUCGCCGGUGUCAACAAAAACUACAAGAAAUAAAUUUCCGUUUAUAACCGAUGGGUUCGAUGAUGCUGUUACCGAUUUUGAAAGAACACUUCAAAGGUCUAAAAACAAAUUGUCUAAUAACUUGCCAGAUGUUACUGCCGUCUCAGUUUCCGGUCCAACCAUGACUGUUUUACCUUCAGCCCAUGACGGGACUGCGAGGCACGAUUUCGACACUGCGACCAUUGAAACAUGCGGAAUGAGCCCUUUAGCAUUGCAGAAGAUACGAGAACAAAUGGCCUUGAGUCUCGAGAGAACUAAACAAUUAGAAGAUCAAGUUAAAUUAGUUCCAGACCUUAAGGUGCAAGUGUACCUUCUUAAAGAAGAAAAUCGUCGACUCCUUUGCCAAAUCAGGUCGGAUGAAGACAAAAAACUAGAUACUAUUAAUGGGCAUUACAGUCGACAGUACAACCGACAAAGAUCUCACUCCUUCACAGAAGUAAAUAAUUUUGAAACUUCAAUGAAAAAAGAAUCUUCACCUCCUCCGCCGCCGCCACGAAAAGAUUUUGGAGUAAUGUGUGGCGUAUUAACCAGAAAUAUUGGAGUCGGGAAUCAAAUUCCAAAUACAAAAAGUGUUUCAACGGCAACGCCAGAAAAUGAUUUUGCAGAUAAAUGGCUACACGAAAAGGUUAAAUUCAUGCAAAAUCAAAGCUUAUUACAAGCUACUACUAGCAACAAAGAAACUCAAACUUUGGUUCCUAAAGGAAGUAGAGACAUUGGCAUACAGUUCCAGUUUCAGAAAAUUGUUACACCCAAAUUUAGUACAUAUACACAAACACUAGACAUUAACAAACAUUUAGUUGAAAGAGGAGUUUUAGCAAAAGCUAAGCUGUCUGAUGUUUCAAUUCAAAAAUAUGUAGAAUGUUACUCAAUAGGAAGUUCAGACGAUACUAUUAACGACAAUAUUUGCGACAAAUGUAACAAAUUGAAAAGAUCAGUAGCUGUAGGUCCUCAGAACCAUGAAGAUAGCCAUACGUCUCCAAUAUCAUUAGCAUCACUUACAUCAAGAAGUAAAUCUUUCAAUAUGGGGGAUGAUAGACUCAACUUUACUGCCAGAACUCGAACGAUAGCAUCACAAUACGAAUCAACUAAUAUUAAUAGAUCAUGUCAGGCGGACCUUCAAAAACCGUCGUCGACUAAAAUAUGCCAAAUUCAACCGAAAAUGGUGGAUAAAAAUACACAAUACGAGAAAUUCACAGUUUCCAGACUCACGGAUACCAAAGAUCUAACGGUGGUAAAUAACGUUAGUUGUGAGGCAAAAGAAGAAAAAUUAGAAACCGUUAACACUGGCUGCAAUACUGUUGCAGAUCUAACAAUUUGCAUAAAGUGUGACAAAGAAAAAGAGAAUCUCAAAAAAGACGGAGGUAGUCCAACACCAUCUAGAAUACCUCGCCCUCAAAUUCCCACGACACCUGUAGAAAAUAGAAAGUUUAGAAGGCAAGAUACUUAUACCAAAGUGUAUUCGCCCACCGAUAAAACAUCAAGAUUAUCUGGAUUAGAUUUAUCCCCAAAAGUUAUUUCAAACGAUACGAAUCCUUUAGAUAAAGUCAAAACCAACCUCAAACUCGGAGAUACAGUCUCACAUGCUCAAAAUGGUGUCAAUUCUUUGACUUCUAUAACUAAAGUUCAAGUUCAAGAGAUUACACUGCCCACUUCAGUAUCAACUAUUUAUCAACCCAUUGCACAUAAUCAUAACAGAAAAAAAACUGUGCCAAGUAAAGAAAUGCAAGGUGCGAUGAAAGUCUUAAAUGACGCUCUAAUGAAAACACCUUCUAAAAAUCUCAAAAAUCCCACCGCAGUUGACAUAGUUCAAACAGAAUGGUUUAAAGUUUCUAGUUUAGUUACCGCUAACCCGUUAGAUGUAGAAGAUUAUCUUGAUGCUCUGGAAGAUAUGUCAAGUUUAUUAUUAGAAUAUGUAGUCAAUAUGAGUGAUUCCAGUGGCAAUACCGCAAUGCACUAUGCAGUCUCCCAUGGAAACUUUGAUGUAGUGUCUAUUUUAUUAGAUUCUAAAGUAUGUGAUAUCAAUAAACAGAAUAAAGCGGGAUAUACGAGUGUUAUGUUAGUCUCUUUAGCAGAAGUUAGAUCACAGACCCAUGCCAAUGUCGUUAGAAGACUUUUCCAAUUAGCUGAUGUGAACAUUAGAGCAAAACAGCAUGGGCAAACAGCUCUAAUGUUAGCAGUCAGCCAUGGGCGAUUAGAUAUGGUGAGAAUGUUAUUAGAAGCAGGUGCUGACAUAAAUAUACAAGAUGAAGAUGGAAGUACUGCCUUAAUGUGUGCCGCUGAACAUGGUCAUAUAGAAAUUAUUAAACACUUUUUAUGUCAACCAGAUUGUGAUUCUACUAUUACAGAUGUGGACGGCAGUACAGCUCUAAAAAUAGCUAUGGAAGCUGGUCAUCGACAUAUAGGAGUGCUUCUUUAUGCCCAUGAAAGAAACCUUCAAAAAAUGCAUAAUGCUAAGCUUAAGAAGGCUAAAUCCAUCAGUAGUCCAAAAACCCCUUCUUCUCCAUUGGCUGUCAGGAGCAGUCAGCGUGCCUUAUCUGAUACGAAACCUAAAUAGUUGUAAUCCUUUGUUAAAUGUGUUCUAGAAUUUAUUAUAAAUUAAUAUGCGUGUUUUACUCUCUAUUGAAUGUUGUAGUAUAUGUAUUGUAAAACUUUUCUGACUUUCCUUGUCUUUGGUUAUUGGUAUGAUUGAUAACUUACUGACAAUUACAUGAUUUUUUAAUGCAUUCCUGGAAUAUAUACUGCAUACACUAAAUUAUCAGAUUGGAUUUAGUUAUUAUUAUUUAACUAAUAAAUCAUCAUAGUGCAGUAACGACAACUGAAUUUCUAAGCCUGCGGCUUACAAAAUUUGUUGUUACACGCCAAUUAAUUGCACUUUUUAGAAUUUUUAUACAAUAACAAUAACACUUUUAAUUAUAAGAAACUGAUGAAUAAGAAUUGGGUUAAGAAUUGUUGAAACAGAGUUUUAAAAAAAGUCGGUAUUUGUGUACAAGUCAACGAAGUGUAGGAACGAUUGAAUAGUUUUUUGUAGUUUUGUAUAAUAUGAGUGAGAAUACUGUACUAAUAUUAAAUUGAUUAAACCGUUGUUGAUACUUUAUAUUAAAUUUUAAAAUUCGAGUUAUUGCCUUAUUGUUAUAUGGAUCAUAGGUAGAUGUGUAAAUGUUCAUACUUCUAAUAAUCAUGAAUUUGUUUGCAUGAAUAUGAGAUUAUAUUGUGUGUAUUAUGUUUUUUAAAUGAUUACUUUGCAACUCUAUGUAAUAGGCUCGAAUAAUAGAACAUAACUAAAGACAAAUAUUUGUAUAGUUAUAGAAAACAAUUAGUUUCUUCCCUAAUUCAUGAAUUCUGUAUUCUUCUAUAUAUGUAUAUGUCACCAUAUGAUUGUGAACAUUGUUAGUUCAUAAUCACUCUCGCGAUAUUAUAAACUGACGAAUAAUUGUGAACUGCAACCAACCAUUUACAAUUUUACGUAUCAUUUCUCGAUAGUUUACAAUCUGUCAAUGUCGAAUGGUCAAAUUGCAAAAUAACAUGCAGGGUUCAUAAUAUGUCCGGUUUUAUCAUCCGUCAAAUUAUGAACCGGCCCCGAUUGGUGGGACUUGGCAGUAGCUCGUUCUGUAUCCAUGGAGUUAAGAAGCAAACGUGAGAGGCAAGAAAAGAAAAUUCACAAUUAAUUGUGUGAUAUCAGGUAUUUACGUUUUAUGUUAAUAGCUAUGUAUGUGUAGUAGCAAAAUAAAAAAAUCAGCAGUAAAAAAUGUUCAUUUAUUGCAACAUGUCAGAGAACUAUGACAUCUGGAAUUACAUAAAACGUUAGCUUUUUUACAACGACAUUUGUUAGACACACAUUGUCCUUUUUCAUUAUUUCUGCAAUUGCACUGUUUCAUGGCUUGUCCGCCGAAAGAAGAGGACAUUGACGCGACAGUUCUUAACGGCAAUGUCCCCUGAAAAAGUAGUAAAUGUGGUGUUUAGUUGAACAAUUACUUAUUCUGUAGAAUUUUAACUUAAUUUGUGUUGAGAAAUAGUUAUUUAUACACCAAGUGAGCUAUAAUACAGUUUAUUUACGAAAAGAAAGUUUUAAGCGCAUGAGUCCGUAGGGAGAAUGAGAUAAUUUCUUUGAGUAAAUCAACUGUCUCAGCUCACGUGGUUUAUAUGUCAUAGUUUAAUGUGGCAAAAUUAUAUAAAAUAAAAACUGAAACAAGGUGUAAGUACUGAUGAUGACGAAGAGACUAAUCUAUUUCAUCAAGAUAGGUUAUAAUUUAGUUGUAAUUUAUUAGACAGAGAAUGAAAUACAUUUCUAAGAACUAUUUUUAAGUGAUAUUAACUAGUUAAAUUAAUACUGACCUCUGGAAUAUCAUUAAGUAGUGUCGCUCUUGGAGAUGAAAGAACAGCAUUUCGUGGCAUCCAAUCGACUCCAAAAGCAGUGCCAAUUCGGUAUAAUUUUUAUUAUAGUUUUCCAACAAUUUGAUCACAAUUUGUAUUUUUUCACUAGUCCAUUACAACGUUUUACUAUUUGCACUGUGCCCUCUGUAAUAGGUUUGUAACUCUAUGGUAAAUUAUUCUUCAUCCACAAUAACUGGUGAGUUUUGCGGAAGGACUGGUUCAAUUUCGGACAUUGUUAUAAUUGGAUAUAGCCUCACAAAUAAUAAUAUUUCACAAGUUUUUUAUACAUUAAAAAUGUUACUUUAAAUAUGAAAAUAGUGAAUAUACUAUUUAAAACAUAUAUAAAACACUUAGUGAAAAUCAUAAGAACAUUUGUUUGUUUACAUUCAGUGACUAGAGAAUGACCGCCAAAGUUAGCGGCGCUUAACACUGCACGUUCAAGCAAUCAGCGAACAGUUCAAAAUUGUAAAUAGUUGUUUGCAGUUCACAACUAUUCGUCAGAUUAUAAUAUCGCGAGUGAUUAUAAACUAACGAUGUUUACAACCAUACCGUGACAUAUAUUGUUUAUGAUGUGUUUUUGCUUUUGCACCAAAUUUUCUCCAUUCUUUACAAUUUUUAUUAGGAGCUUCCAGUUUCCCGUGCUUGUACAAAUGUUAAUAAUUUAAUUAACGUUUUUUUUAUCUGGCGAAUUUAAAAAAUGUGCAAGACUUCAGUGUAGUUUAUUCUAAUUUUUCGAUAAUAGUAAGAAGUAUUGUCUAAGCAAUUGACAUUAUAAACGAUGACAUCAUAAAUAUUCUAGAUAGACUCUAAUAAAUGUUCAAAAUCAGCAAAGAUAUCUAAAACCAAGCAAUUCAAAUUCUGUAAGUUCAACAUACAAAUAUCCUAAUCUUUUUGAUGAUUUGUGAAAUAAUAAUGUUGAUAUUCAAAUACAUAUACUACUUUUGUUUUUUAAAAAUAUGCUUGAUUUCUUAGCUUCUUACAUUUAUUUUCAAUGUAUUUAAUGGAGUUCAUAUGAGACUGUAGUAGAAAUAUCUAGAAUAUAUACAUCUUAUAUCUAUGUAGUAAAACUUUCUACUAUAUUCAUAUUAACUUUACUAGUUUACAAUAAAAACUAGGACAUUAUUGAAAAGUAAACCUCUUAACAAACAUCAUUCAGGCAAUUUCAAGCCUAAUGAAUGGCAAUGUAACAAAAUAAAAUUUUAAUCAUAAAAAUUAAUUUAUAUUACCCCAAAUAUUCGUAAGUUUUUAUUCAACCAGAGUAUAUGUUACGUUACUUAAUGUUCUAUCUUAGUUGUAACUAAGAUAUUGAUAGAAUCUACAAAUUGUCCCUAGAUUGUUCCAAAAUCAUGGAUUCAUGUUUCGAUUUAUAAAUUUAUAAUGAUAUACACCAUGAACUCAUCCUAGAAGGCUCAAUACUGUUUACAAAAUAGAAAUAAAUGGCACAAAAACGCAAUAUCAACCCACUUCAACUAAAAAAAAUGAAUGCUUAUUAAAAUUACAUUUUGAAGUAAUGUUUCCUAACUGUUAUACACACAUAUUAUUUUUUUGAAGGAAUCAUAGUACUAUGAAAGGCUUCAAAACAGUUGUUUUCCCUGUUUCAGGCAGGUUAUAGAUAUUUUCAGGCCUAAACUUCCAUUUUUCCAAAACUUGCACAAUAUUUUGAAAAAAUGUGUCAACCUUAGCUUUGGUGAAUCCUAUCGACGUUUUUGGCUUUCUCAGUGAAAGGUCCUUAUAACAAUCCAUAAAACUUUUUCGCCAAUAUUCUCCUGAAAUAUCAAUAAAAUUUUUAUAAUAAACUGCAAGUUUUCCUAGUUCACGAAUGUAAGUUACCAGCUUAUCAAGUUUUGGAGAACCUUAGAAUUUGACAAUGUCAUGGCAAAUUCGUACGCCUAUAUUUGGAUGUGAGUACAUGAUAAAAAUUUAAAUUGGAGCAUUUUUUAUGUAGCAGCAAAGCUUGUUUUCUUCAUCGACAGUUGAUAUUUGUUUAUUCUUGAACUCGUUUCCAUAUUUAGGAAUUGCAGAAUCUUCUCCCGAGCUCUCCUUUUCGGAAUGCUCCAUGCUCAUUACUACUUCCAGACGAGUCUUUUAUUAAGUAAAAUCUUCACUCUUGAUUUCAAUGUUGUUCUUUUUACGCCAUGCUGCCUUGUAGCUUCAUUGAGACCACUCAUUCUUUUAAUAAGCCAAGAUGGCAUUUUUCAUUUUCAGUUCGUCGAUCUGCCUGUUCGUUUUUUUAUAUUUAAUAAAAAAAUGAAAAAUAACCCAUCCUUCUCCUGACCGAAUCCUACCUGUACGUAUAAAAUUAACAAUGGCGACCAUAUAUAAAACAUGUUUUAGUUUCAAAACUUUAACAUUCCGAAAAUGUACAUUAAAUAUAUUAUUUUACGCCUAUCUAUUAUAUUAGGGCAAUAGGCAAAUUUGGAUUUAAAUAUCAAAAGUUGUGGGAGCAAAAUAAUUACUUUUUUGUGCCAAAAAUAAUAAUGAUUACCCAAAUUUACGGCAAAUUUGAAUAUAAAACGAAAAUAACCUACUGGCCAAAUCCUUCCAUUGUUUCACUAUAUAAAAACAACUGAGGUUAUUAUUUUCAGAUAUCAUAUUCGAGAGCCAAAAUUAGAAUAGUACAACAAUACAAGAAAUUUUCCUGUGUAUCUAUUUACGUGUAUACAAGGAGGAUAUUAUUUCUAAUUAAACCUAUACAUUUCAUUUAUAUUUCAAAUAUAUUUUUUUAUAAACAAUUUUAUUUGUACGUUAAAAAGUGGAAAUACCAAUAAAAUGCAUUUAUCUUACUAUACUAUUGAAUUUGAUUACUUAUUAUGGAUGGAACUGUACAGGGACCAUAAUUUUAUUUUUUUUUUUUUGUAAAUUGAACUACUUUUUAACAUUCCAUAUACAGGGUACAUCCAAAAAAAGUCGAUGCGAAACAUGUGUUGUUGAAUAUGAAGUUUUACAUAUUUUAUCUAUAAAAGUACACAUGUCAAGUAUUGGCGUGAAUAACCAGUAGAAUUGUAAAAAUGUAUUUACUUUAUAUUUCUACUUAACUUUAUAACAUAUUCGUUCUGAGAUUUAUUUGCUUUUACGAUUUCAAAUUUAAUAAUUUCACCUGGAUUAUAUCUACUAAUAUUAAAUAAAAAUUGUAAUUUGAAAAUAAAAGAUACUGAUAUUUAUUCUACUGUGUAGUGUAUUAUUUAAAUUA